This is a messenger RNA of Dentiscutata heterogama, 405 nucleotides long. The record is from the annotation of a GenBank genome assembly. Lineage: Eukaryota; Fungi; Glomeromycota; Glomeromycetes; Diversisporales; Gigasporaceae.
AUGGACUCAAAUAAUAGAAUUCUUAAUCCUACAAUCCAGUUAGAAAAAUCCGAUGAAAACAAUUCUUCAAUCGUUACUGACAUAAACAGUAGUCUAACGCACAAUAAGCGCAGGAACACCAGACUACUAACUUAUAGUCGACAAAUUCAAGCAGACGAUGACGAUGAUGAUGAAUUUGAUACUCCCGUUAAUAUUUAUCGCGAACAUAAAAAUCAUUUAGAACAAGAUAAAAGAGUUCGUAAAGAAUUGGAUACACAAAUAUUUGAUGACCUUUAUGAACCUAUUCAAAAAACUUUUGCGCAUAAUUCAAAAUUUUUAACGUCGAAAGACGGUGAUAUUCCUUCUGGUGACAAAGGAAUUAUCAUGACUGGCAUAUGGAAUUGUAAUUAUAAUGGAAUAUGUUAA